Molecule: messenger RNA, 3949 nt
Organism: Eutrema salsugineum
Lineage: Eukaryota; Viridiplantae; Streptophyta; Magnoliopsida; Brassicales; Brassicaceae
Product: probable serine/threonine protein kinase IRE3
Exons: 18
Coding region: 119-3730 (1203 amino acids)
Biological process (GO): peptidyl-serine phosphorylation; intracellular signal transduction
Molecular function (GO): protein serine/threonine kinase activity; ATP binding
Source: RefSeq, a predicted model, not a curated record
UACACUUACGUCCUCUUCUACUUCAUCGAAAGAGAGAUUUUGAUUCUGAAAUGAAGAUGGUGUUUGGAAUUGUGUCGUAGGGCCGUUUGUGGCAAGGUUUUGUUUUUGGGAAUCAGACAUGGUGUUCAAAAAGAAGCUCUUCUUCUCCUCGAAGAAAUCGGGAUCUUCCGAUAGCUCUAACAGUCCGCGAUCUGUUGGCUCAAACUCUCCGAUCGGAACCGAUAAGAAGAAACCAAAAUCCAAUUCGAAAGAGGAAACUCAAAGCCCUAACAGGAGCCCCGUUUCUGGCUCCGCCGGAGAUAAAGAUGGUUUAAAGAAGAAGGACGGUUCAUCAAAGGGCAAAGAAGCCUCCUCCGAUCAAGUUCACUCUCCUAGUCACGGCAAAUCGAACUUGUCGUCUUCCGGUUCUGAGGCGAAGAAACCAACUGCUGAAACGCCUAUUUUGGCCUCAUCUCUGGGUUUGAAUCGAAUCAAGACGAGGUCGGGCCCUUUGCCGCAGGAAAGUUUUUUCAGUUUUGGGAAUGAGAAAGCAAUUCCGGUCGUACCGUGUUACGACUUGCCGAAGUUGGGUACUCGUUGGGACUCUGGCUCGGGUAGUGGCAGUACGAAGAAGGAAGCCAAUGUUGGUCACAUACCUGCAAUGCCGGCAUUGAAAACUGGUCAAUCCAAAGUAGGAAGCUCAGAAUUUGGCACACCUGAGAAUUCAUAUGAAUUGGAAAAUCCAAAAGAUUGUCAAGCCUUACUUCGCAUGACCAGUGCUCCAAGAAAGAGGUUUUCUGGUGACAUCAAGAGCUUUUCUCAUGAGUUGAACUCGAAAGGUGUACGACCUUUUCCAUUAUGGAAGCCUCGUAGGUCAAAUAACUUGGAGGAAGUCUUGAAUAUAAUUCGGACCAAAUUUGAUAAAGCAAAGGAAGAUGUAAAUUCGGACCUUAUCCUUUUUGGUGGGGACCUAGCGGAAAGUCUUGACAAAAAUGGAGAAAGUCAUCCUGAGUUGCAGGAAACAGUGGAAGACUUGUUAAUUUUGGCACGGAAAUGUGUUAAGGCUACCGCAGGAGAGUUCUGGCUUCAAUGUGAGGGCAUAGUUCAAGACUUAGAUGAUAGACGUCAGGAGCUUCCCCCGGGGGUGCUCAAGAAGCUUCACACUCGGAUGCUGUUCAUCCUUACCAGAUGUACUAGAUUACUUCAGUUUCAUAAGGAAAGUUGGGGGCAGGAAGAAGAGGUCGUCCAACUAUAUCAGUCAAGAGUCAUGCAUUCUACCGAUAAAAGAGUCCCCACUGGAGAAGGUUUGAAUUGGAAAGAGGACUUUGUUGAUCGUCCAUCUCUUCUCUCUUCUCCAUACAAUGAGACUUCAGAGGAUUCUGAAUUGCCUGCAAACAUCAAUAAAAUGUCUUCGUGGAAAAGACUUCCAUCUCCAGCAGCAAAGGGUGUACAGGAAGCUGCAGUAUCAAAAGAAGAGAAUGAUAGUAAAGUUGAACCUCCAACGGUGGUUAAAAAUCGAGCAGCUACGAGUGAUGGUAUGGCUAUUGCUAAGCCGCCAGACUAUCCUCCCAUGAAAUCGUCUCAUGAAGAUAUGUCCAAGCAUCGGCACAAUAUAUCUUGGGGUUAUUGGGGGGAUCAGUCAUGUAUUUCGGAGGAAAGUUCGAUUAUUUGUCGUAUAUGCGAGGAGGAUGUUCCCACCACACACGUGGAAGAUCACUCUAGGAUAUGUGCAUUGGCUGAUAAAUGUGACCAAAAGGGUGUGAGUGUUGAUGAGCGGCUUGUGUCAGUUGCUGUAACUCUUGACAAAAUAACAGAGACCUUCAUACAGAAAGAUAGCCAAGCAGCGGAAGAAACCCCAGAUGGUAUGAGAAUAUCUAACGCGAGCUUGACUGGAGAAUCUGAUGUUCUCUCCCCAAAGCUAAGUGACUGCUCGCGAAGAGGGUCGGAGGACAUGCUCGACUGUUUUCCAGAGGCUGAUAAUUCAGCUUUCAUUGAUGAUAUGAGAUGUUUAACUUCAAUGUCAUGCAGAACUCGUUUUGGUCCCAAGUCUGAUCAAGGCAUGACUACUUCUUCUGCCGGUAGCAUGACUCCUAGAUCCCCUAUUCCAACCCCUAGACUCGAUCCAGUUGAAUUGUUAUUACGAGGCAAGGGUACAUUCCAUGACCAAGACGAUAUACCACAGAUGACUGAACUUGCUGACAUUGCAAGAUGCGCAGCAAAUGCCAUUCCAGAUGCCGAUCAAUCCAUUCAGCUCUUACUUUCUUGUCUUGAAGACUUAAGGGUUGUCAUAGACCGCAGAAAGUUUAAUGCGCUCACAGUAGAAACUUUUGGGACACGCAUAGAAAAGUUGAUACAGGAAAAGUAUCUUCAGGUGUGCGAGCUUCUGGAUGAUGCAAAAGUUGACCUAACAAGCACCGUAAUUGAUGAAGAUGCUCCUUUAGAGGAUGACGUUGUUCGCAGCUUGAAGACCAGCCCAGUACAUCCGCGUGAUCGCAUAUCCAUAGAUGAUUUUGAGCGGAUAAAAGAAAUUAGUAGGGGAGCUUUUGGGCGAGUUUUCUUGGCUAGAAAGAUAACAACUGGAGACAUAUUUGCAAUUAAGGUUCUGAAGAAGGCAGAUAUGAUCCGCAAGAAUGCUGUUGAAAGUAUACUUGCUGAACGAGAUAUUUUGAUCAACGUCCGCAAUCCCUUUGUGGUUCGAUUCUUCUAUUCUUUUACUUCUCGUGAGAACCUGUAUCUUGUGAUGGAAUACCUGAAUGGAGGGGAUUUUUAUUCCAUGUUGGGAAAAUUAGGUUGCUUGGAUGAAACUAAUGCCCGUGUAUACAUUGCCGAAGUUGUUCUUGCUUUGGAAUAUUUACACUCUGAGGGUGUUGUGCAUCGUGAUUUAAAACCUGACAAUUUGUUGAUUGCACAUGAUGGUCAUGUUAAGUUGACAGAUUUUGGUCUCUCAAAAGUUGGUCUCAUCAACAGCACUGAUAAGCUCUCUGGUCCGGUUUCCAGCGGAACGUCUCUGCUUGUUGAGGAGAAACCAAAAUUGCCAACAUCAGAGCAUCAGCUUGAAAGGCGAGAUAAGCGAUCUGCAGUGGGCUCUCCUGACUACUUGGCGCCAGAAAUUCUUCUGGGGACAGGACAUGGUGCAACUGCGGAUUGGUGGUCUGUUGGCAUAAUUUUGUUUGAAUUCAUUGUGGGGAUUCCGCCCUUUAAUGCUAGUCAUCCUCAGCAAAUAUUUGACAAUAUUCUCAACCGUGAUAUACCAUGGCCUAGUGUUCCAGAGGAUAUGAGCCAUGAAGCCCGUGAUUUAAUAGAUCGGUUAUUAACGGAAGAUCCUCAUCGGAGACUUGGAGCUAGAGGAGCGGCUGAGGUCAAGCAACACAUCUUCUUUAAAGACAUAAACUGGCACACUCUAGCAGAGCAAAAGGCUGCAUUUGUGCCGGAUACUGAAGAUGCUCUUGACACAAGUUACUUCCAAAGUCGCUACCCGUGUAACUUUUCAGAUGAGCAAUGUUUUCCAACCAAUGAGAAUGAGGAUUCUAGUGACACUGGAAGCAGUGGUUGCUUGAGCAAUGGUCACAACGAUGGGGUUGAUGAACGUGGCAAACCUGAGGAGUUGGAAACUAGUGUUUCUGAAAAUAACCCAUUCGAUAAUUUCUCGUUCAAGAACCUCUCGCAGCUGGCAUAUAUCAACUAUGAUGUGAUGUCCAAAGGUCAGAAAGAUGGAACCCAACCAAGUUUGCAUCGAAGAAAAACAAAUUAAUGUUACAUGUUAUUCUGUACAUAGACAGGAAGAAAAGGAGAGGAAAAGAAAAAAGAGAAAUGGCGGUUAUUGGUGUUUUGCGAUUUGAUAUUUGUUUGGAUUUGUAGUUAAUAGAAGUGGACAUGGUUUCAUUCAGGCUUUGGCGUUCCACCUUCAAAGAGAGGUUGUGAAAUGUUGUAUCUAAGUCAAUUGAGUGAAAGAUAAUCUCAUUGUUCUUUA